Messenger RNA from Belonocnema kinseyi, 1373 nucleotides. RefSeq names its product UDP-glucose 4-epimerase-like. The transcript has 7 exons. Bases 117 to 1199 code for a protein of 360 amino acids. The record is from RefSeq and is a predicted model, not a curated record. Gene Ontology annotation, cellular component: cytosol. Gene Ontology annotation, molecular function: UDP-glucose 4-epimerase activity. Gene Ontology annotation, biological process: beta-D-galactose catabolic process via UDP-galactose, Leloir pathway. NCBI's taxonomy places the organism in Eukaryota, Metazoa, Arthropoda, Insecta, Hymenoptera, Cynipidae.
CUCUGGUUUCGAUAGGGGUACCUGGUUCCAAUAAAAAAUUUUACAGUCGCAGAAAAUUCACAAGAUCAAAGUUUCGGUUCCAUAAUUGGUAGUAAUCCUACGGUUCCAUCAACAGGAUGACGACUGGAGAUUGGAAAACGAUUUUUGUAACAGGAGGUGCAGGUUACAUCGGCAGCCACUGUAUCGUAGAACUUUUGGAAAGUGGAUACAAUGUAGUUGCCAUCGAUAAUUUCACAAACAGUGUAAUUGAAGAAGAUGGCAAAUCAGCAGCUUUGAAGAGAGUCGAAAAAAUAACUGGAAAAAAGGUCACAUUCCAUAACUGUGAUCUUCUCGACAAAGAAAGACUCGAAGAAGUUUUUAGCAAGCAAAAAAUAGAUUGUGUUAUCCACUUCGCAGCUAUAAAAGCAGUUGGAGAAUCCAUGCAAAUUCCACUUCAUUAUUACAGGAAUAAUAUGAUUGGUGCUAUUAAUUUGCUAGAGGUAAUGAAAGCUGCUGGCUGUUUUCAGUUAGUUUUCAGCAGUUCCUGUGUAGUUUAUGGAGAACCAAAGAGUCUUCCAAUUACAGAAGAUCAUCCUACUGGAAAUAUAACAAAUGUUUAUGGCCGUACAAAGUAUUUUAUUGAAGAAAUGCUCAAUGAUAUUACCGCAGCUGAGAAGAAUUGGAAUAUAAUUUCCCUAAGGUAUUUUAAUCCAGUCGGAGCACAUCCAAGUGGAUUAAUUGGCGAAGACCCAACAAAAAAAUACACAAACCUUAUGCCCUAUAUAUCACAAGUCGCCAUGGGAUUUAAACCUGAGCUCAGUAUUUUUGGGGGUGAUUAUCCAACUAAAGAUGGAACUGGUAUCCGAGACUACAUCCACGUAGUCGAUCUGGCAACAGGUCAUGUUGCUGCUCUAUCAGCUCUUUACAGAAAACACCUAAGGCUCAGAGUUUACAAUUUAGGAACUGGAAAAGGCGUCUCAGUUCUUGAAUUGGUUAGAACUUUUGAAAAAGUAACGGGGGCAUCCGUGCCUUACGUAAUUAAAAACAGAAGAGAGGGUGACAUUAGUGCAAUGUAUGCAGACACCAGAUUAGCUGAAGAGGAACUCGGCUGGAAGGCAAAGCUCACUGUCGAACAAAUGUGUCGAGACUUCUGGAGGUGGCAAUCUACGAAUCCACAUGGAUAUCGUUCAAGUGUAAAAAAUGGAAACUCUGAAAAGUAGAAAGUAGAAAUGAUGUGAAACUUGCGUCAGUCAAAUGCCAAAAGACAAUUCUUUUAUAUUUUUUACAAAAGUGCCUUUUCAUAUCACAAUUCAGAGAAAGUACCUAUUUAUUGCUUGAAAAUGCUAUGAAAAGAAAUUUAAACUUACUCUCGAAUAAUAAACUUUUUCAUCCUC